CCGGAAGUGCGCUCUCUGCUAAGGUGUUGUGUGUUUUUCUGGAGUAUUUCCUCCGGAGCGCCUCCGCCUGCGCUGCACCGGGAGCCCGCGGGAGCCGGAGGAGCGGAGGCCGGCCGAGGGACACGGGAGGCCGGCGUGGAGCGGUGCCAGGCCCCGGGGAGGUGUUUGAAACAUGGGCCUCUUCGCCCGGAUCAGGAAGGAGUGGUUCAUCAUCGGGAUAGUGCUCGUCAUCUUAUCCGCCAAAGUGCAUCCCAGCUUCGGCGUGAGAGGAGGUCCGUUAAAACCAGAGGUCACGGUGUCGUACGUCGCGGUGUCGCUCAUCUUCUUCAACAGUGGACUCUCGCUCAAAACAGAGGAGCUGACCAGUGCCCUGCUCCACGUCCGGCUGCACCUGUUUGUCCAGAGCUUCACUUUAGUGUUCUUCCCUGUGUCUGUGUGGCUCCUGCUCCGAGUGCUCGCCCUGUCCAGCAUCGACCAGUGGCUCCUGCAAGGUUUACAGACGGUGAGCUGUAUGCCUCCUCCGGUGUCGUCUGCUGUGAUUUUGACCAAAGCCGUCGGGGGAAAUGAGGCCGCCGCCAUUUUCAACUCUGCGUUUGGGAGUUUCCUGGGGAUCGUCGUCACGCCGCUGCUGCUGCUGCUGUUCUUGGGGUCGUCGUCGUCCGUCCCGUUCUCGUCCAUUUUCUCUCAGCUCUUCAUGACGGUGGUGGUGCCUCUGAUCCUCGGGCAGGCGUGUCGUCGGUUCCUUCGUGACUUCCUGGAUCGUCGGAAGCCUCCGUUUGGGGCAGUGAGCUCCUGUGUCCUCCUCAUGAUCAUCUACACCACCUUCUGUGACACCUUCAGUAACCCCACCAUCGAGCUGGAGCCCAGCAGCCUGCUGAGCAUAGUACUCAUCAUUUUCUUGAUUCAGAUGGGCUUCAUGAUGCUCACCUUCACCUUCUCCACCAGGUCAAACUCCAGCUUCAGCCCUGCAGACACUGUGGCCAUCAUGUUCUGCUCCACCCACAAAUCGCUGACGUUAGGCAUUCCCAUGUUGAAGAUCGUGUUCGCGGGUUUCGAGCAUCUGUCCCUGAUCUCGGUCCCUCUCCUCAUUUAUCACCCGGUCCAGAUCCUGCUCGGGUCGGUGCUCGUGCCCAGCAUCAGGGCGUGGAUGACCUCCAGACAGAAGGCUCACUAUCUGGAUGCCGUUUGAACGAUUCCGGCUCUUCUUGGACUUGUGCCUUUCUCCAAACCGAACGACCUCAGACGGAGAGUGUGACGCUCGUGUGACUUUUGUAUUUAAAACAAAAAGCCCAUGUUGAUACUUUUGUAUUUAAUGAGAGUAUUUAGUUAUUUGAAGAGUUUAUUUCUCCACAGAUGAACUGUUACUGGGAACAAUAUUUUUACAUGGACGUUGUUACAGAGUUUUGGAUGUUUGCUCAAACUUUAAUACACAUUUUAAAGAUG
Messenger RNA from Periophthalmus magnuspinnatus, 1443 nucleotides. It is a transcript of the gene slc10a7, whose product is annotated as solute carrier family 10 member 7. Gene Ontology annotation, cellular component: plasma membrane. The transcript has 12 exons. The record is from RefSeq and is a predicted model, not a curated record. NCBI's taxonomy places the organism in Eukaryota, Metazoa, Chordata, Actinopteri, Gobiiformes, Gobiidae. The coding region runs from base 173 to 1189 and encodes 338 amino acids.